This is a messenger RNA of Harmonia axyridis, 1550 nucleotides long. RefSeq names its product tudor and KH domain-containing protein homolog (gene papi). NCBI's taxonomy places the organism in Eukaryota, Metazoa, Arthropoda, Insecta, Coleoptera, Coccinellidae. The coding region runs from base 147 to 1514 and encodes 455 amino acids. The transcript is spliced from 7 exons. The record is from RefSeq and is a predicted model, not a curated record. Gene Ontology annotation, molecular function: RNA binding. Gene Ontology annotation, biological process: spermatogenesis.
UCUAUGAGAAAUAAAUAGAAAACUUACUCUAGAUUUGUGGUUAUGUUUUUUUACACGAAAAAAAUCUAAUAAAAAAUUUAAAAAACAGAUAUCUAUAAAAAUCAGAUCUGAACAGCAUCAUUUAACAUCUAAAUGUAGCUCCUUCAAUGACGAAAUUCAAUAUGCAGACCUACAAGAGCUUAGCUACAGUUUUAGGACUCUCACUUUGUGGAAUUUCCCUAUACAUUAUACGAAAAUAUUGGCCCAAGGAUGAGGAAGAUACAUUAAUGAAAACGGCUAAUUUCACAACUGUGGAGUUCCAAAUUCCAAGACAAGUGAUCAAUAAUGUUAUAGGUAAAAAUGGAUCUAACAUCAAGCAAGUUGAAUUUACAUCAGGAACUAGGAUAAGUUUCAGACAAAGUGGAGGUGAAAAAAUUUGUGUUAUCAGAGGAACAGUUGAGGCCUGCUAUUUUGCGAAAAGCAUCAUCAAGGAAUUUAUAGAAAAUCAACCUGCAAUUGAAACAGAAAUUAUAUACAUUCCUAGAGGAGUUACUUCGAAAAUUAUUGGACGUCAUGGGGAUAACAUUAACGAAAUAAAAAAUAUUUCAGGUGCAAAAAUCACUAUCAGCCAAGACUCAGGUGACAACUCAGUUUCAAAGGUGAUACUACAAGGUACAUUGCAAGAGAUAUGUUCUGCCAAGGGUCUCAUACAGGAAAAGAUACAACAAUUGAUGGAUCUACAAAAAGUAUUAGAUAUGACCUUAGCGAAACGUGAGCCUAGGGCACCUCCAAAAUCUGCAUCAAACAAAAGUACAGGUACUUCAGAGUAUGGCACAGGAAGGAGAGAAAGCUUAUCUGAUGUCGUAGAUACUCCAUUUCAAGUUUAUGUUUCUGCGUUAGUUGAUCCUUCAAAAUUUUGGGUACAAAUAGUUGGCCCCAAAGCAACAGAAUUGGAUCGGCUUGUUGAAGAUAUGACUGAAUUUUACAACGAUUAUGAGAACAAGUCUUUGCAUUUCUUGAAUACAAUUAAAAAAGGCAACUUAGUUGCUGCUAUUUUUAAAUAUGAUAAGAAAUGGUACAGGGCUGAAGUUGUGAGUGUCAAUAAUGUCAAGAAAGAAGCUGAAUUACAUUAUGUCGAUUAUGGAGAUACUGAUUUUGUGUCAUUCGGAAAUAUCAUGGAAUUGAGGACAGAUUUUUUGAGGUUGCAUUUUCAGGCUAUUGAGUGUUAUUUAGAUGGUGUUGAACCUGUUGGAGACAAGUGGAGUGAAGAAGCUGUGGAUAACUUUGAAGAAUGGACCCAUGUGGCCCAGUGGGAGAAACUUGGAGCUAAAAUAAAGAACUACUCUAAUGGAAAAAGACAAUUAGAGGAUCGUGAGGGUUCCCCUGUCCCUGGUAUUGAAUUGUUUGAAUCUGUAGAUGGUAGGGAUAUUAGUAUUGGACAGAAAUUGCUUGAUAACAAUUAUGCAAAACGAAGAACACAUCCCCCAUCAAGGUCGACAUACAAAGAAUCUAAUGUUAGUGAAAACCCAUGUUAACAUUAUUAUUAAAUAAAUUCUAGUUACGUUUUAAAA